Molecule: messenger RNA, 1609 nt
Organism: Cajanus cajan (pigeon pea)
Lineage: Eukaryota; Viridiplantae; Streptophyta; Magnoliopsida; Fabales; Fabaceae
Product: bifunctional riboflavin kinase/FMN phosphatase
Biological process (GO): glycerol biosynthetic process
Molecular function (GO): sn-glycerol 3-phosphatase activity
Source: RefSeq, a predicted model, not a curated record
AUGCUGGUGACGCCAUAAUCAACUACCGCCGAUUAUUUAUGCUUCACAUAACCCAGAAUUUAUGAUAAUAUCACUCAGCAUACUUUGCUUUUAAUCUAUCUGCAAUUUAGGUUUUAUUAUGCCAUUCAGAUUGCGUUAGAUAAUGAUUCUUUUGUUUGCAUUCAUUGUUUGCUAGCUUCUUCAAAGGCCCCAUAAUCAUACAAUUUGGGAACUACUCAUUUUAUAGAGUGAAAUUCCUUAAAAGUUGGAAUUGGUAUCCAUAAACGCACAGAUCUUUUAUUCAUUGUAGUAUUUAUAGCCUUAAAUUUGGUGCUGACAUGAGUUGCUGCUGUGAGUUCAAUGGCUGCAAUGAAGGGGCCAAGGUUUUGGCUGUCAUUUUUGACUUGGAUGGCACCCUUCUGGAUUCUGAAAGGGCAACAAGGGGUGUGUUGAAUGAGUUUUUGGCGAGGUAUGGGAAAGAACUGGACAUGGAGAAGGAGGAGAAGAAGAGGCUGGGGAUGACACAAAAGGAAUCAGCAGCUAUAUUAGUUAAGGACUAUGAACUUCCAUUCACAGCUGACCAAUUUAUCAAAGAAAUCACUCCUCUCUACAGGGAAAGGUGGGCAAAGGCCAAAGCAUUACCUGGUGCUAAUCGCAUUAUCAAACAUCUCCAGAAAAAUGGAGUGCCGAUAGCUCUUGCUUCAAAUUCCUUGCGAGAAUACAUAGAUGCAAAAAUUUCUUAUCACAAAGGUUGGAAAGAAAGCUUUUCUGCAAUUCUAGGAAGUGAUCAAGUUAUAUCUGGGAAGCCCUCUCCAUAUUUAUUCGAAGAAGCUGCCAAGAAAAUGGGUGUAGAUGCAGUUAACUGCCUGGUGAUUGAGGAUUCCUUAGUUGGUGUCAAGGCAGCCAAUGCUGCAAAAAUGAAGGUAGUGGCUAUCCCAUCUCGAAGGGAAGCUGAUUGUCACGGGCUAGCAAAUGUUGUUCUUCAUUCACUUCUAGAGUUUCAGCCUGAGCUAUGGGCUCUUCCACCUUUUGAUGACUGGUUAGAUAACACAUUACCUAUUGAGCCAAUUCAUCUGAGUGGUUUGUAUGUUAGUGGAUGUCUACAGGAAGCCACAGAUAAUGCAAUUCUUGCUCUUCCUGAUCAAGCUGUUGGGCUUUACAUCGGUUGGGCCAAGGUCGAUACAGAUAGGAACUUCAAGAUAUUGGUUAGCAUUAAUUUGGACUUCUCCUGUGUUUCCUACAAAAAAAUACAUGUUUGCCUAAUUGAUGCGAACAGUGACCUUGAUGAUAAGCAGAAGAUGCAAAUCAAUCUUGUGGGCUACAUAAGAGCGUGGGAUAAUAAGGAACUCACGUCAAAGGAUUUAGAAAAACUUGAAGAAUAUAAGUCUAUUGCCAGAGCUUCACUGGAUUUGCCAUCAUUCACUUGUUUAUAGAAAAAGACUCGCACGGAGGAGACUGACAAGUGACCUUAUAUUUGGAGAUGGGAGUAAUAAUUAUGCAACUUGUUGCAGCUUUCACAACUAUAAAUAAUAACAAUGAAAUUAACUGUGUUUUCAUUUUUUUUUAAUCAUAAUGAGAUAUGAAAUGAUUUAUUAGGAAAUGCUUGUAAUAAUUGAUAAAUAGUGCAUUU